UAACUUCAAUGUUUGAAUCCGAAGCCUUCAACCAAAGUAAAAAUAAUCAGCGAAAAAAUUAUCUCCCUCCCAGUUAUCAUUUGUGUCGUGUCUCUCGUUUGAAAAUUUUAAAAAUGCUGCGUUUGUCCAAUUCUGCAAGAAACUCUUGUGAUAGAUUCAUUCCGCUUCGCCUCAACGACGAAAUAUCACCAGACCCAUCAAACUUUGAUCCCUUAGACCACGAAGUAAUGGAAAACACCGGCUUUAUCAAUUAUGCCAAAAUCCGAUACAACCGCAACAACUACAAAAACGCGUUACGAAGCGCUUUAUUACCGUACGAACCGAAAGUUUUGAAUUUUUUUCCACCGAAAAAAUUCAAAGCGAAGAAAACACCGGGCACGGAACAUACUUGGCCGGUUAAACCGAGGGAAAAGCCGGUCAUUGGCUUGCCGAAGACUGUCCUAGACAUGCCCCAAUUCGAUUCCACUAUCUUUCACCAUGUUUGUGAUUGGAGCAGUGAAGGCUGUAUUGCCACCAUUUUCCAAAACGAGGUUCACAUAUGGAACCAUGUUACGCAGAGAAGAAUAAGAAUUACGUCUACAACUCAUCGAAUAGAGUACUCCAUCAAGUGGAAGAAUGGAGGGACGCAGUUUGCGGUCGGUUUGUUCCCCAGCAGUGUCGGAAUUUGGGAUGUAGUAGCAAACAAGCUCAUUUGUUGGGAAUCCUGUGGCCACUACGCCCACAAGUGCAAAGUCUUUGCCCUCGAGUGGAUAAAUGCCCAACUUUUGGUCACCGGAUGUUCUCUAGGAUCUUUGAAAGUCUUCAAUUCUGAGCUAAACAAAAUCAGGGAGUCGACUUUUGCUCACACUGGUGCCAUUUUAACCAUCGUAAGAUCUUGCGACAGCAGAUUUAUUGCAACGACUGGAAUGGAUAAAAUGAUGAUUGUGUGGAGAAUCCCAACUUUGGAGAAACAUUUCACAUUUGAAACGGACACAAUUAGCCGGGCAGUGGCAUGGCACCCCUGGCGUGGCUCUCUUCUGGCAGUAGGAGUAGGUCAAAGGAAUGGACACAUAGUCAUUUUUAAUAUAAAUAAGAAAAGUUCUAUCGCGGAGGAGAAAUUUACUUAUCGCAACGCUACAGUCAAUUCUCUCACCUUCAACCCAAUCAGUGGGGAGCUUGUGGCGAGUUAUUUCGUCCGCGAUGCGAGAGACAGACGCAAGGGGGUCGGAGUUGUAGUCGUUUUCUCAAAUAUUGACCGAAUAGAAGAGGAACUGCAUCUCCACGAUGGUCCGAUUUUGUAUCUAUUGUGGGGAAACAAAGGUCGGAAUUUAGCGUCGGCAAGUGCCGACGAGAAUUUGUGUAUUUGGGAUUUUUUCGGAAAAAUGGAUGAACAAAGCCAAAACGGAAGGAAGAAGAAAGAAAAAAAUACACCUACAAGUUCGGUACUACGUUCUACUAUUAGAUAAUUUUAAUGUGUUUGUUUGUGAUUUUAAAUUAUCAAAAGCGGGUCUUAAGUACAGUUUUAUAAUUUUACAUUUGAAUAAAUUUUUACAAAAG
This is a messenger RNA of Tribolium castaneum (red flour beetle), 1536 nucleotides long. Its product is annotated as protein cortex. The record is from RefSeq and is a predicted model, not a curated record. The transcript has 6 exons. Gene Ontology annotation, cellular component: anaphase-promoting complex. Gene Ontology annotation, molecular function: anaphase-promoting complex binding; protein binding; ubiquitin ligase activator activity. Gene Ontology annotation, biological process: anaphase-promoting complex-dependent catabolic process; positive regulation of ubiquitin protein ligase activity; positive regulation of anaphase-promoting complex-dependent catabolic process. NCBI's taxonomy places the organism in Eukaryota, Metazoa, Arthropoda, Insecta, Coleoptera, Tenebrionidae. The coding region runs from base 9 to 1445 and encodes 478 amino acids.